Messenger RNA from Penicillium olsonii, 1557 nucleotides. The record is from the annotation of a GenBank genome assembly. Lineage: Eukaryota; Fungi; Ascomycota; Eurotiomycetes; Eurotiales; Aspergillaceae.
AUGAUGGAUCUCGCUCCGUUGGUGGCAGGUCAAAUCCUGCGGGUUGGCUACUACACCACCGGUCUCUUCGUGCUUUCCAUCGUCAUCAAUGUCAUAAAUCAACUGUUCUUCUACAACCGAAAGGAGCCCCCGGUGGUGUUCCACUGGGUACCUUUCAUCGGGAGUACAAUUGCCUAUGGAAUGGAUCCGUAUCAGUUCUUCUUCGCUUCUCGUGCGAAGUACGGAGACAUCUUCACCUUCAUCCUCCUGGGUAAGAAGACAACUGUCUACCUGGGCAUCGAAGGCAAUGAGUUUAUUCUCAAUGGAAAGCUCAAGGAUGUCAAUGCCGAGGAAGUAUAUGGCAAGCUCACCACGCCUGUCUUUGGAUCGGAUGUGGUUUACGACUGCCCCAACUCAAAGCUGAUGGAGCAGAAGAAGUUCAUCAAGCACGGUCUGAGUACCGCUGCCCUGGAAUCAUAUGUCCCUCUCAUUGCCGACGAAACGAGCUCCUACGUCAAGACGUCCCCCAAUUUCAAAGGCCAAUCCGGUACCAUCGAUCUCACGGCCGCAAUGAGCGAAAUCACACUUUUCACAGCAGCUCGCACCCUACAGGGUGAAGAGGUCCGCUCAAAGCUGACCUCCGAGUUUGCAGAGCUUCUCCACGACCUCGAUCUCGGCUUCUCGCCAAUUAACUUCAUGCUUCCCUGGGCCCCUUUGCCAGCCAACCGGAAGCGUGAUCUGGCACAUUCACGAAUGCGGGAAAUCUAUUUCAAGAUCAUCCAGGCCAGACGGGAGGCCAUGGCUCAAGGAGACGUCACACUGAAAGAGAAAGAAACUGAAGGCACAGACAUGAUUCUGAACUUCAUGAAUAGCACGUAUCGCGACGGUACACCUGUUCCGGACAAGGAGAUUGCGCAUAUGAUGAUUACUCUACUGAUGGCAGGGCAACACUCUUCUUCUGCAAUCAGCUGUUGGAUUCUUCUCCGUCUGGCUUCUGAGCCUGAGAUGACGGAGAAGCUUUACAACGAGCAAAUCCAAAACCUAGGUGCCGACCUUCCCCCACUACAAUACAAAGAUCUUGACAAGUUGCCUCUACACCAUAAUGUGAUUAAGGAGACAUUGCGCAUUCACUCCUCUAUCCAUACCCUGAUGAGGAAAGUGAAGAACCCACUCCCGGUGCCUGGCACCGAUUUCGUCGUCCCUACUUCGCACACCCUCCUCUCUUCACCCGGUGUCACGGCGAGAGACCAGCGGUACUUCAAAGAUCCUUUGAAGUGGGAUCCCCAUCGGUGGGAAACCCGAGUUGAAGUCGAGGAUGAUACCGAUACAAUUGACUAUGGGUAUGGGGCUGUCUCAAAAGGCACACGGAGCCCAUACUUGCCAUUUGGGGCAGGCAGACAUCGCUGCAUUGGAGAAAAAUUUGCUUAUCUCAACCUGGAAGUUAUUGUUGCCACUCUUGUGCGCGAGUUCAAGUUCUUCAACGUUGAAGGGAAAGAGGGUGUUCCAGAUACAGAUUACGCGUCUCUGUUCUCUCGGCCUGUUCAACCGGCUACUGUAAGAUGGGAAGCUCGCUCAUAA